AUGUCGAAAAUAGACAAAAAAUUAAUAAAUCUCAAUAAAAAUGAAUUCGUUGAUCGUCGAAUAGAGGAAAAUGAAAAAUUUCCCGAGUUAACCAUACGUUUAGAAACAAUUGAUAGUGUGCUCUUACUUCUAGACUCGCAGGAAGAAAUGGUCUUAAUUAAUAGUCUCAAACAUAUCAUGGAAUAUGUACGCAGAAAUGAAGAAAACGUAAUAUUACUUAAAGAGAAAAAUCUUUUGAAUUUUUUGCUACAGAAAGGAUUAUAUCGCCAAAAUAAGAAUAUUUUGGUUAAAAGAUUAUCCUUAUAUUUGACCAGUUUUAUUAUGGAAAAUAUAAAUUGUUUGUUGGAAUUAGAUACUUCUAAAAUACGUGAAAUUGUUCAAUUGUGCUUAAUAUUUUACCUAGAAGAAGCUGAUGAUUUCUGUUGUGAAUAUUUAAGUGUCAUACUGAAUAAGUGUUUAGAUGAUCCUCAAGUAGUGGAAAUGGUACUCAAUGAUAAUGAAUUUGUAUCAAAAUAUUUCUCUACUGUGGCCAAUUCAACAAAUCCAGAUGUUCUUUUGCAUUCUAUGGAAUUAAUGAAGAAAAUAUUGUUGGUGCUUGAUAAUGAAGAAAAAAGGAAUUUUAUUACCUUAAAUUCAUUCCCCCUUAAACGUUUAUUGUGUGAAUUAAAUUGUGAAUAUUUCGAUAUAAGAAAAUCCGUUUUAAAGGUCUUACAAUCUUUAGUAACAGAAACUGGUUCAAAUAAUGUCUUAAAUCAAGAACCCUGGUGUUCUUUAUUAUUAGAGCAAUUAACGAUUAUGUUUUGUGAAAGUUUGCUACCAGAAGAAUUACAUAUUUUAGUGGAGGUUUUGGCAGCAACUUUGGAGCAAGAACUGAUGAUUUCGCUAUUCUUUGAAUUAAAUCUAUUUGAUAAAUUUUACUUGCGUAUUACUGAUGGUUCUAUAGAGUUGGAAAUCGUAUGUAAAGCCUUGUGGGUCUUGGCGGAAUGUGCUAAAUGUGUUAAAUUUAUACCACGCUUGGUUUCUAGCGGUUUAACGGAAAAAUUAUUAGAAUGUUUGCUUAAUGAGGAUAAUAAUGCCGCUGCUCAUAUUUUGUUGGGCUUAAAUCGUUUGAUGAAAUCUCCUUUGGCUUCCAAAAGAAUUAUUGAGGCUUAUGAUCAGGAUUUAUUAAACAAAAUAUUAAAGCUUCUAAACGAUAAAGAAAUCAAUAUAAAAACUAGAGAACAAGCAGCUAAUUUAUUGGAAAAUUUACUGUCUUACGCCUUUCAUAAAUCCGUUAGCUUGAUUUUGGAUUUAAAAUUUUCCAACAUUUUGUCCGAUGUUUUUGCUCAAGCCCCCGAAGAACGUUCUAUAGAUUUGCUUUUAUCUUUAUUGAAUAUAAUUGAAAUGAUUACCGUUAAUGCCGAUUAUCGCCAAGAGAUUUGUGCAAAUAGUUCUUUGAUUUCCAAUAUAGGUUUGUUGUUAAUGAAUUCUUUUUCGUCUGCCAUUUUGGUGACAAACUUGUUCCGCUGUUUGUGCAGCAUAGUGGAUGAAGAAGUCAUACAUCAGCUACUGCUUGAAACCUAUUUAUGUUCCUCUAUAAAAAGAGCUUUGCAAUCUCUUUCUAAUCAGCUUAAAACAGCUGCUACGAAUUUUAUCAUGCAAACCACAAGAUUUCCUAUACUUCUAGCAGCAUAUAUUGAAUCGGGUGUAUUAGAGGUUCUUAUACUCCAUCAGAAACAUGCUUAUUGUGUACCCACCUGGACUCCAGCCAUAGAGAGCAUUCUCUCUAAAAGUCCUACUCUUAAGUUUUGUAUACGCAAUACUUUGGGUUUCACCGAUAUUACGGGGGGCUCAGAUUUCAUGGUUUCGAAAAAGAAAUUCGAUGAUUUUCGUAUUUUACAAUGUAUUUUAAAAGAAGAAGUUUCGCCUUUACAUCCGGUGAUUGUGGUAAAUUUUUCAAGAAUUACAUCGCCAGACAAUCUAGUUGUUAAAGUUCCCGUAAAUUGUCAUCAAAAUGAUGAAUUAAGUCGUGGUUCGGAAAGUAAAGAAUGGUGUUAUUGUCGUUCACCGGGAGAUGAAUUUUUACCCAAGUAUUUGGCCCAGGUCAAUAAUAUGUUGGAGUUAGAAAAUUUAGCUGUAAAUCCCUUGAAAUCAAAGAAAACCAUUGAUUUCGAUAAUAUAACUAAAAGGGUCAAAAUCAUAGCCCAAGUUGUGGCUGAAGCUCUAGGCAAUGAUUUGGAGACUUUAGAUUUAAAUACUACUGAGGAGUGUUCAUAUCAAAAGGUCAAUUGCCAUUUGAAAGAAUUGUGCAUGGAAUUGCAUUGUUCCUUUAUACCUUUGGGACGUAUACGCAGUGGUUGUCAAUUUGAACGAGCUAUACUCUUUAAAACUUUGGCUGAUCAGAUCGGUUUACCCUGUACCCUGCAGCGCAGUGUAGAUGGUCGUAUAUUGUUUAAUGAAUUACCACUACCUGUGGAAUUAGAGCAAGAUGUUCAUUGUGAUAAAAACACCCUAAACUUUAUGCCCUGGCGUUUACUAAGACCCACCCAUAUUGUGGAUUUAAUGCACAAUGUGGGGGAAUUGUAUCCUCUACAUAGCCGCCAAGCUUUACAAUACUUAAGAUUGUGCUGA
This is a messenger RNA of Lucilia sericata (common green bottle fly), 2610 nucleotides long. RefSeq lists its product as uncharacterized. The transcript has 4 exons. NCBI's taxonomy places the organism in Eukaryota, Metazoa, Arthropoda, Insecta, Diptera, Calliphoridae. Bases 1 to 2610 code for a protein of 869 amino acids. The record is from RefSeq and is a predicted model, not a curated record.